Acaulospora morrowiae is the source of this 954-nucleotide messenger RNA. The record is from the annotation of a GenBank genome assembly. NCBI's taxonomy places the organism in Eukaryota, Fungi, Glomeromycota, Glomeromycetes, Diversisporales, Acaulosporaceae.
AUGGUUGAUUCCCCAUCCGCUUUGGUGGAUGAUAAAAUCUACUUCAUUGGUGGCCGUGUUCCCGAUUCAAGCAGAACAUUCAGGAUUAGUAACCAAAUACUCUUAUUGAACCUGUCCGAGAGCUUUUACGUGGAUAACCCCCCGUGGAUAAAUGUUUCAUCCUUCCCUUAUGGUAUUUCCUCCGCCGCUACAGCAGUUGGCAACUUCGAGAGUAUAUUUUUAUUUGGCGGAAUAAAAGAAAACCUAACGACGCAUCUUGUAAAUGAUACCACUAGUUUACUUUAUAAAUUUAACACAAUACCCACUUCGAUAGUGGCUCCCGUUGUUUCAGGCACGCAACCUCAGAAUCGAAGAGCAUCGACAAUGAUAUUUGUUAAAAGUAUAGGAAAAUUAUGGAUUUUUGGAGGCCGCCAAGAUAUUCUAAUGGGCCUGAAUUUUACGUUAUUUAAUGAUGUUGCUCUAUUUAAUCCCGACUUGCUAAGUUGGGAUCUUCGAGGAAGUUUGCCCGAUAGUCCCAAGCCGAGAGCUCAUCAUACUGCAACUCUACUCAAAAAUGGGAUAAUCGUUAUCCUGGGUGGAGUAGAAGAGCAAAAUGAAACCGUCCCAAUUGAUAUAAAUCUGCAAGCGACAGGCUCACUUGUUGAACCUCGUUCAAGUCAUACCGCGGUUCUAACUGACGAUGAUAAGAUAAUUAUAUACGGAGGCUGGAAAACCUGGAGAGAAAAUAACACGACACCAACUCCACUUAUAGCUAUACUCGAUACUUCCACAUAUACCUGGUCUUCCCCUAAAAUUACUGGGGAUAGCCCACCUCUUCAAUCUCACGUGGCUCAUCUCUAUGCAAAUUACUUGAUUUUAGCAUUUGGAAACAUCACCAACGUUAAUGGGCCUCCAACUGAUACAACUAACAAAAUAUAUCUAUUGGAUAUCAAAAAUUUUACUUGGGAGUUAUGA